GGAGUCGGUGUAGUCGGCGGCGGCGCUAACGACCUGCAGUGGUGUUUCUCCCAGGUGAAAGGUGCCGUGGACGAGGAUGUGGCUGAAGCCCAACUGAAGUCCUAGAACUCCUCUUCCCUGAAGAGUACCCAUGCUCAGAUGCCCUCAAAUACUUCCUGAGUGGUCCUGAAGUCUUAACAAUUCGGAAGAAGAAACUGACAGACAUUCAAAGAAUAAAAUUGACACAUUUUCAUGAAAAGCAGUUACUUGCAUCUUAAGCAAGUUUUGUAAAUGGCAUCUGGAAAAUCUAUAGCAAAAGGAAAUCUUGUAAAAGACGAGGGUGCUCAGCCAUUUGGAUUGUGGAAGUGUCAAAUGAGGAAAUUAAAGCUGCAUUUGCAUACUGCAGAAGAUGAAAUGCUUUCCUUGCAAUUUCUCUCAGGUGUUUAAGACUUCUACCUCUGGUACUAAUUCACUGAUGUCAACAUCAUCUUUUGAUCAAGCGGAUAUCAUUUCAACUGUUGAAUUCAACUACUCUGGAGACUUGUUAGCGACUGGGGAUAAAGGUGGCAGAGUUGUUAUCUUUCAACGGGAGCAAGAGAGUAAAAACAGACCUCAUCACAAAGGCGAAUAUAAUGUUUACAGUACCUUUCAGAGUCAUGAACCGGAGUUUGAUUAUUUGAAAAGUCUAGAAAUUGAGGAAAAAAUAAACAAAAUCAGGUGGUUACCCCAACAAAACGCUGCUCAUUUCUUAUUAUCUACAAAUGAUAAAACUAUUAAAUUAUGGAAGAUCAGUGAAAGGGACAAACGAGCAGAAGGCUAUAACUUGAAGGAAGAAGACGGAAGAUAUAGGAAUCCUGUCAGAAUAACCACAUUACGGGUGCCAGUAUUGAAACCUAUGGAUUUGAUGGUAGAAGCAAGCCCUCGAAGAAUAUUUGCAAAUGCACACACAUAUCACAUUAACUCCAUUUCAGUAAAUAGUGACAAUGAAACCUAUCUUUCAGCAGAUGAUCUUAGAAUUAACCUGUGGCACUUAGAAAUCACAGAUAGGAGUUUUAACAUUGUAGAUAUUAAACCUGCUAAUAUGGAAGAGCUGACAGAAGUUAUUACAGCAGCAGAAUGUCAUCCACAUCAAUGCAAUGUAUUUGCUUAUAGUAGUAGUAAGGGAACUAUACGACUAUGUGAUAUGCGUGCUGGCGCUCUGUGUGACAAACAUUCAAAAUUUUUUGAAGAACCAGAAGAUCCAAGCAGCCGAUCAUUUUUUUCCGAAAUCAUCUCCUCAAUUUCAGAUGUGAAGUUCAGCCAUAAUGGUCGAUACAUGAUGACACGAGAUUAUUUGUCUGUCAAGGUGUGGGAUGUUAAUAUGGAAACACGACCACUAGAAACUUACCAGGUGCAUGAGUACCUACGGAGCAAACUCUGUUCCCUGUAUGAGAAUGAUUGCAUUUUUGACAAGUUUGAGUGCUGCUGGAAUGGUUCAGACAGUGCCAUCAUGACUGGUUCAUACAACAAUUUCUUCCGGAUGUUUGAUAGAAAUACCAAACGGGACAUCACACUUGAAGCAUCCAGGGAAAGCAGUAAGCCGCGUGCCAUCUUGAAGCCACGCAAGGUUUGUACAGGUGGUAAAAGGAGAAAAGAUGAAAUUAGUGUCGAUAGUCUGGACUUCAACAAGAAGAUUCUGCAUACAGCUUGGCAUCCUAAAGAGAACAUCAUAGCUGUUGCUGCAACUAACAACUUGUAUAUAUUCCAGGACAAAGUAAAUUAAAAUUAGCCUAGUUUAGGACAAGACAGGUUUUGCACAGGUAAACCUAGUAAUCUUUCUUUGAAGAUAAUGAUAUUGUUCUCCAAAAUUAGUACGUCUACAAGGGAAGAUUUGACAUGUUCAUUUGUGCUGAUGAUGCACUUUUGCCUUCAGUCAAGACAUUACUUUCCAUGGCCUAGAUUCCCUAAACAUGAGAAACCCACCAGAAGGAGACUUGGGUGGACAGUGCUGGUCACAUAUGGCUUUCUCUUCAAUUUCCUUAAUCAAGUCUGAGCUUUGCAUUAUGAAAAAAAGACCAGAAGUGAAACACAAAGCACAGAGUUGAAUGCAUUAUGAGGUUUGUCCUUGCUGUGUAAUUUUUGGCCUUCCUGAACAUGAGCUGUGCUUCAAUUUGCCUGUAAACAUUCCUCCUCUGUCUUUUUGAUUCAAGUGUAUUAAGUUUGAAUACUUCAGUGGGCUUUGAGCAGAGUCAGAGGCCAUUUUUUUUCUUGUUUAAUAACAUAUACUCACACUGUAUCUAUAACCACUUCCUGGUGUAAAAAAAAAUCAUGAAAAAAUGUUUUUAAAUCUGAAGGUAUGUACUGUGGCUUUGUGAUACAAUUUGCAAUGUGUACUGAGAAAGCUAACUUUAAAUAAUUUGAGUUUAACAUGAAGUGGUGCACGAUGCACUUUUUCUGCACAGCAGAAUAAGUGAUGUUAUUGCAUGGCAGAAAUUCAAUUUGCAACAUUUCACAAACGUGAGCUGAAAACUGAUCUCCAUUAUUAUGAAAAUAAAUUAUAUUUUUAUAGUCAUUUUUUUCAGUUUAUCAAGAUAACCAAUUUAAAUGGAAGUGGAGUGGAUAAUGGGUUGUCUUACACUUCCUGCAAGUGACUAUCUGAAGAGCGCUUCUCCAAACUGUGACAUUACUGAAAAUCAGCAGUGAUCGUAUAUCUCAUAAUACAUUUCAGAUUAUUCAUUACUGCAUAGUGAUAAUGUCCUAUCUGACUGUUCUCUUCAGAUCAAAGAAUAUGUACCUAAUAUCUCCAAUGUUACAUCCACAAUAGAAGAGCAAUGGAAAGUUGUACUGUACACUCUGAUGCUACAUUUAUGAGCUAUAGAGAAACCAAAUUAAUGUUUCCAGUCAAUGAACUUUCCUCCAUUCUGAUGUAAGAUGGUUGAUCUGAAAUAUUAAAUACAGAUGCUGCUUGACCUGCUGAAUACUUACAGCAUUUCUUGUUUUAAAUUCUAAUUCCAGCAUCCCCUGCACUAAUUUAUCUUUUGAUCACACCUUGUUUAUUCCUCUGUUUUUCUGCCUCUGCAUCUCAUACAAAAUUUAAGAAUCAAUCUUGGUUUAAAAAAAAUGGAACAGCUCUUAUAUUCGUGCAUCACUUCAGUUUGGUUUUAUUUCUACUCCAACCCCCAGUUGUGUAAAUACAGCUGGAUGUGAAUUCACUUAAUUUUAUGCAAUAACAUUAACUUGAGUGGGCAUUCAUUCAAGUGAGCAUGCUUUUCAUUUCCCACAAUAGUUUUGGUUCGUUUCUUUCCAUCAUGUUUUUAGUUUCAGAACAGCUAGCCUGUUACUUCCCCUCUUCACUCUGCAAGUUUGAUUUUCUUUCUUUAUUCCCCCAUGCUCAAGGUUUUCUGUCAGAAACUGUUUAAACUUUAAUAGAGAAAGUACUUGUGAUAUACAAUUUCUUGUUUUAAUUUAUUUCAGCUUUGUUGAAGUAGCUUUUGAAACUACAUUUUACUAUAGUUUCUGUCAAAAUAUUAUUCAAUAUCAUGUACAACAUUUUCAUUUAAUCCCAAAUAACUAGCUAGCAGUAUAUUUAGGCAUUUCAAAGGUUAUAAUGCAAGAAUAUAAGGGUGUUAAUGAUAAACUACUCUGACAAGUUUUGAAACCAAGAAAAUUGAAAGCAAUAAUUUCAAAGGAUCCUGUGUCCAUUUGCAUGAAGUGUACAGACAACUGUAUGAAUCAAUGUUGCAAUGAAUUUACUGUCCAUGGAUGGGUAUUCUUAAUACUUCAUUACAACUUAUGUGUUCUAACUUAUUGAAUGUUGAAAUGCUUUGAAAAUAUACGUAGGAACAUUGUAUUACUAAUGUAAAAGAGUUAUAAUGCCAUAUUCAAUUUAAAAUGCGCUUCAUUUUAGCACUUGAGCAUUAAGUUUGACCUGGUGCCAAAACAAGUUCAAAUGUGCUAAAGCAGUAAUUUGCAUGUGCCUUUUAUUGUUUUUCUUUAUUUUUAUACAUAGAAUUAUUUAAUACAUUCUAAUUGUUUGUAUAAAAUCUGUUUAAAUUUAAAGGUGUACAUGGAUCCUUUUUAAAAAUGUAUGGCACAAGAUUUGUGAGAGUAAUUAGUUUUGUAGUUUCAAAGUUGUCAAGGUGGAAUUAAAAUUGGCAAAAUUA
This is a messenger RNA of Chiloscyllium plagiosum (whitespotted bambooshark), 4121 nucleotides long. RefSeq names its product protein phosphatase 2, regulatory subunit B, delta (gene ppp2r2d). The record is from RefSeq and is a predicted model, not a curated record. Gene Ontology annotation, molecular function: protein phosphatase regulator activity; protein binding. NCBI's taxonomy places the organism in Eukaryota, Metazoa, Chordata, Chondrichthyes, Orectolobiformes, Hemiscylliidae. Gene Ontology annotation, cellular component: protein phosphatase type 2A complex.